AUUAAUUAUAUAGUUCUUUUUAUUUGUUCUCUCUAAAUGCAUGGAUCACAUCUAUUUUAUAGAAUCGUGUCCUAUUAGCCAUUCAUGAUAAUCUCCACUCAACGAAACCGAACGUUUUGGGCGAAGUAGCAGCAGCGGUGCGUAAUCAACGAAAAUCGGGAGCCCGAGUGUCGAGAAUAUUAUAUUUGGAUUGGCCAACAUUUGAUGGAUGACGACACAUCAUCAACAUUAUCAUCGACAUCAUGGGCAAGCUUUUAUCAAAAAUCUUUGGCAACAAGGAAAUGCGAAUCCUUAUGCUCGGUUUAGAUGCAGCCGGCAAGACAACGAUUCUUUAUAAACUUAAACUAGGGCAAUCAGUGACAACGAUACCCACAGUGGGCUUCAAUGUGGAAACUGUUACCUAUAAGAAUGUCAAGUUCAAUGUCUGGGAUGUUGGAGGACAGGAUAAGAUUCGGCCACUGUGGAGGCACUACUAUACAGGAACGCAAGGUCUUAUAUUUGUAGUGGAUUGUGCGGAUAGAGAUCGCAUAGAUGAGGCACGCACUGAACUGCAUAGAAUAAUUAAUGAUAGAGAGAUGCGGGAUGCCAUUAUACUGAUAUUUGCUAACAAACAGGAUUUGCCUGAUGCAAUGAAACCCCAUGAAAUCCAGGAAAAACUAGGCUUAACUAGAAUAAGAGAUCGCAAUUGGUAUGUCCAACCAUCAUGUGCCACAACCGGCGAUGGCCUACUCGAGGGUCUAACGUGGUUAACAUCAAAUCAUAAAUUAUGAGAAUCAUAAUUACAAUCACAAUCCUCUCCUACAACAAAGCAUGUAUUAAUUCGAAAAGAAGCAAAAUUCUAUUCUAUUUUUAUUUAUACAAACUGCAAAAACAAAACAAAAAAAAAAAAGGAAAAACAAACAGAACAACAAAAGGAAAAACGCAAGCGCAUAGUGAAAAGCCCAAUACUAAGAAUAAUCAUGAGAGAACGUACGUAAAUAAAAAAAUGCAUAUGAUCGAUAUAAUAUAUAUAUA
Molecule: messenger RNA, 1014 nt
Organism: Drosophila willistoni
Lineage: Eukaryota; Metazoa; Arthropoda; Insecta; Diptera; Drosophilidae
Gene: Arf51F
Product: ADP-ribosylation factor 6
Exons: 5
Coding region: 243-770 (175 amino acids)
Biological process (GO): intracellular protein transport; vesicle-mediated transport
Cellular component (GO): cytoplasm
Molecular function (GO): GTP binding; GTPase activity
Source: RefSeq, a predicted model, not a curated record